CUAAGACUUGCUGAGUCGCCGCGUUCGCGCCGGUCUUCCCAGGUGGCUGCAGGCUUCAGCCCCACCCUGUCGUCACAGCCGAAAUGUCAGAAAAGGAGAACAACUUCCCUCCGCUGCCCAGGUUCAUCCCCCUGAAGCCCUGCUUCUACCAGAACUUCUCCGAUGAGAUCCCCAUCGAACACCAGGCCUUGGUGAAGCGGAUCUACCAGCUGUGGCUGUUCUACUGCGCCACCCUCGGCGUCAACCUCGUCGCCUGCCUGGCCUGGUGGAUUGGUGGCGGCUCGGGGGCCAACUUCGGCCUGGCCUUGGUCUGGCUGCUGCUGUUCUCCCCCUGUGGCUACGUGUGCUGGUUCCGGCCUGCCUACAAGGCCUUCCGAGCUGACAGCUCCUUUAAUUUCAUGGCAUUUUUCUUCAUCUUCGGGGCCCAGUUUGUCUUGACCGUCAUCCAGGCUAUUGGCCUCUCAGGAUGGGGUGCAUGUGGUUGGCUGGCGGCUAUCGGGUUCUUCCACACGAGCAUCGGAGCUGCCAUCGUCAUGCUGCUUCCGGCCGUCAUGUUCUCCGUGUCAGCCACCUUGAUGGCCAUUGCGAUCAUGAAGGUACACAGAAUCUACCGGGGGUCUGGUGGAAGCUUCCAGAAGGCACAGACAGAGUGGAAUGCGGGCACUUGGCGGAACCCACCUUCUCGGGAGGCCCAGUACAACAACUUCUCGGGGAACAGCCUGCCUGAGUACCCCACUGUGCCCAGCUACCCAGCAGGGGGCAGCCAGUGGCCUUAGAGGGAGCUGCUGGCCCACCUCCUCCACUCCUGCCACCGCUGUAGGUUGCGAGGCCCUGAGCCUCUGUCCCCUCCCUCCCGCCGGCAGCAGCCGAGGCGCCCAGCCGAGACGUGAGCACAGCAGCCGCGUUCACCUCAGCCCGAGGCAGCGCUCCCGGCAAGCUCUGCCACCACGUAGGACGUCCCUCGUGCUCCCAGGAAUGUUUGGUCCGUGUGUGGAGGUCAUGUCCUCUCUCCUCAGGCUGACCGUGGGCCUCCCCAGGGAGAAGUGUCGGCAGGCUGGCUGACGGGCUCCGUCCGGAGCUGAUGCUGCUCAGAGGGCCCCACCUCGUGUCCACCCACCCUCGGGACAGCUGCCGCGUGCCGGGUUAGAGGGGGUCUUGUGCCAGGACCCGACCUCCUGAGUGUGGCACCUUGACAUUGGCCCUGCCCCUGGCCACCUGCGCUGGUGGGUGCUCCCGGAUGAGCCUGCGGACAGCAGAGUGACCUGAGCCGCCUCUGUCCGUCUGACCCAGUUGCUCCACGCUGGCUGUUGGCCAGCCUUCCCCUGCCCACCGUCCCUCCGCCGUGGAGCUCUGGCGGCAGUGGAGCCAGGAACCUUGGGCGGGACCCGGCCUGUCCUGAAACCUGGGACUGAACCCCUCGGGAGCGCAGGGGGACGUCGGCCUUCCCGCCCCUCCACGCGCCGGCUGCCUGGGUGCAGGACGCCCGCGGCGGGGAGCGGGGCUCAGAGGAGCCCUUCCGAAGGGAAGGGGGUGUUUCCGUGCCUUACUGAGGAAUCCGAGCAGGCCCUUCCCUCUCCUCGCCCGGAUUCCUCUGACUCCACUUGCAGCACUGGGUGUUGGCGGGCCGUGGCAGCUUCGCUGCUGAAAGGUUCACAGGAACGCGAUAGCUGUACCCUUGUGGCAGGCUUCCCUCGCGCCGUGGAGAGAGCAUCAGGUGCCCCCGCGCCCCCGCCUGCCUGCCUCUGGCGGCACAGGCCCCUUCCGCAUCCCAUGCCAGCGCCCGAGGACGCCAGGCCCGUCUGCCCCACGCUUGCCUGCGCUCGCUGGCUGCUUGUACUGCCACUUGUGCCCGAGGUCACCGCCCUCCCUGAGGGGCGCCCAGGCCUGGGUCCGCUGUAGCGACCUCAGGCUGGCCUCCUGUGGCUGCAUCUCGUACACCCAGUGACAAAAGCUGUUAACCCGGCACAGGAGCAGAGUUGGGGGUUUAACAGAGCGCCCCUCCCCAGCCCCCCUCUUGUAUUUUGCACCUUUGUUACAAUGUGGGUUUUGUUACCUGAAAAUAUCCAGAAAAUAAAUCAGUCUUUGUGCAUCAG
This is a messenger RNA of Condylura cristata (star-nosed mole), 2093 nucleotides long. It is a transcript of the gene SCAMP4, whose product is annotated as secretory carrier membrane protein 4. Gene Ontology annotation, cellular component: recycling endosome membrane; trans-Golgi network membrane. The transcript is spliced from 7 exons. Gene Ontology annotation, biological process: protein transport. The coding region runs from base 84 to 776 and encodes 230 amino acids. Lineage: Eukaryota; Metazoa; Chordata; Mammalia; Eulipotyphla; Talpidae. The record is from RefSeq and is a predicted model, not a curated record.